AUGAGUUUAAGCAAGGAACCCAAAGGUACUAAGUGGAAAGGCUACUAUGAAAGUGCUCGAAAGUAUAAGCCGCAAUGGCAAAGAAAGCAUCCUUGGAAAGAUGAUGAGGUCCUGAAGAAGAUCGAGCUUGAGCUUGCUGUUGCUAUAACGUGUCAUUGUGCAAUUCGGGCAGUUGACCAUUUUGGUGAAAUAAUUGUGAAACACGGAGAUAAGAGCAAACUGGGAGAACUGAAGCUUCAUCGAACAAAAUGCAGCCAAUUAAUCAAACGCGUAAUCUCUCCUGCCCUAUACGACGAGUUACGUAGCGAUGUUUCUGGCAAGAAGUUCUCCGUUCUCAUAGAUGAGUCAACAGAUGUAUCAUGCAAGAAAUAUUUGUGUGUAACAGUGCGAUAUUUCAGCGAAAAGCAAGAGAAAAUUUGCACAGCAUUUAUCAGUUUAGUUUCCCUCGUAAGCGCCACUGGGGAAGAUAUAUUCAAUGCCUUAAAACUAAGUCUUGAAGAUGCUGGAUUAAACUUAGAAGAUUGUGUUGGCUUGGCAUGCGAUGGAGCAUCUGUAAUGGUCGGAAAGCAUGACUCUGUUUAUUCCAGGAUGAAGAUAGUGUCUCCAAAUUGCAUCCUUAUGAAAUGUAUCUGCCAUUCACUCUCCCUAUGCAUAAAACAUGCUUUCGAAAAACUCCCUGCUAAUCUUGGAUUUUUGCUGAGCGAGAUCCCAAAAUGGUUUUCAAAAAGCACACUAAGACGUGAAGCAUACAAAGAUCUCUUCAAGAUCAUCAAUGGCGAUGAUGAAACCGUGAAAGUAAGUGGCGCCUUUCAGAAGAAUUCCACAACAAGAUGGCUUGUCAGAGGCAAAUUGCUGUACAGCAUCUUAGUAAGUUGGGAAGAGCUAAAAACCUACUUCUCAAUUGCCGAAAUAGAAGCUGAUGCUUCUAGAAGAUACAAAGCACGUUUAAUUGCAGAAAUGAUAAAAGACAAUGUGAAUAAAUUGUAUUUUCACUUCGUUACACCCAUAGUAAACGAAUUUGAAAGGAUAAAUGCAUUUUUCCAAGCAACAGACCUAGAUCCAGACUGUAUGAUUAAAGAACUGAAUUUGUUCCAUAACAGCCUGACCAGUCGAGUUUAUCUCCCUGAUGGCAGCCACGUAGCAUCAGAUAAAGUUGGUUAUGGUGCUAAGUACAUAUUUGAACGCAACGAAAUGAUGGGGAGGAAGCAACUUACUGCUCAACAAGGAAGGGAAAUUGAUGCAAGAUGCCAUCACUUGUUACUGGAGGCUGCAGCUCAAGUAGCAAAGCGCUUACCAGAUUCCAAUGCGAUUUUUCAAUCCAUUGCAUAUCUUAGCCCCUCGAGUGUACUCAGUCAAGUGGAAUGUAUGCCAUUGGCAAAGUUGCCCAUGCAGCACCUUAUUCAAGGCGAUGUUCUGUCAACUAUUGAUGAACAGUAUCGAAAGAUAAAAUUUAUUGACUGGGCCAAAGAGAUGAAGGAAGGAAUACCACAAGAUUCCUCAAAAUUUUGGGCUGCAAUAUUCUUAUACAAAAACGCCCUGGGCGAGAGGCCAUUUAAAGAACUCGCAAGCUAUGCACUGUCAUGCCUCACAACACCAACCAGCAAUGCUGUUGUCGAAAGAAUAUUUUCUUACGUUACUGCAGUCAAAACAAAGCCAAGGAACAAGAUGUCUCCUGUCAUGCUUGAGGCAAUCGUGCGCAUCAAAACGAAUUUGCAUUUCGAAAAUAAAUGUUGCAAAGACUUUCGUGUCAUUCCAAGGAUGUUAGAGCUGUUCAAUUCGUCCAUGUAUGCAACAGAAGGAAUAAAUGAAGAUGAUGAUGAUGAUGUGAUGAUGCAAGAUGAAUAG
This is a messenger RNA of Rhopilema esculentum, 1845 nucleotides long. The record is from RefSeq and is a predicted model, not a curated record. NCBI's taxonomy places the organism in Eukaryota, Metazoa, Cnidaria, Scyphozoa, Rhizostomeae, Rhizostomatidae.